CGUCAACAGAACAUUAUCAAUGAAUUCACUGACUGCAACUAUACACACGAUUAGUUACACCCACUUUUAUAAGAAUCACAAAGCAAGAGCAAUGGACGUACUCGCGUAGCACGUCCUGCCACACCAUCAAAGGUGACUCUGACCAACUGGGUACGCCUGAACAACGCCCUCUCUCUCCUACCGAGAGUAUCAGCCGUCCAAUGGAAUGACUACGUCUUUGUGCUAGCUAGUGACAGUACAGCACUGCUCUAUCACAUUACAAAUGACAUAUGGUCUCUUCUAAUAAGCUGCAAAGAACAACUACCACCAGAAGGUCCCCCACCACUAGCCCUGUACAAAGGUGAAGUUGUAACAGCAUCCAUCAAUGGGACGGUGUUAUGUUAUAGUAAACGUGCAAGCCAGUGGAAGGAGCGUCCGGAGCUUAAAAUGGAAUUGGAAUACAGCUACAUUUACUCAAUUGCAAUGAUGAGUGAUAGCCACAACUUAUAUGUUAUCAUGUACUGCGGUAGCCAAGUAAAACAAACUACUCACUAUCAGGUAUGCCACGUCCUUAGCUACAGUUCUGGCCAUAGUUGGAAAAAGAUCGGUGACAUUGAAACUCCAUCCAAUGUUUCCAAUAUUACCCUUGAGUCAGCAGCACUGGCUGGCUCUUCCUUGUACAUUCAAUAUGGGGGGAAGAUGUACAAAGUAGCAAUCAAAGGCUUGAAAACUGCCGAGCUAGUAUCACCAGCAAAGAAACAAAAAACAGAAGAAGUUGUGCAAAUGACAACACCAAACAUGCCUCUUUUAAAUGGAUCCACUCUCCACGCAAUUAAUAACAAGCUAUUCUCUUUCGGAGGGCGGGACGAGGACAACCAACCAACAUCUGACGUGUUACGAUAUAACCCCGACACUGACACCUGGGAGAGUGCCGGCUAUAUGAGGAGCUGUAGAUACAAUGUUGCUGUGGUGAACGUUGAGAUUGGUACGAAGAAAGAAGUUUUCGUACUUGGAGGAAGCUUUGGGAGCAAGAGCUUACAGACACCGCUCAAGGUUCACGCAUCGACAACAUCAAGCACGACAUCAUCGAACGAUGAUUGGGAAUGUUCCACAUCGAUGAUGGAGAAGUGUCCAGUGUAGUGACCAUAGUACAGAGUCACUGAGUUACUGUAUAGCCAAUACGAUAGCUGGAGAUAAUUGCACAUGUUUUGUAAAGAAAAGAUUGACAAUUGCUUUACUUGCUACAGUAUAGCACAUGAUCAAUUAACGAAUACACUUCCCAGACUACAUGGAGCACACCUUGUCCGGGAAGUGUAUUUCAAUGAAUUCACUCACUGCAACUGUACACACGAUUAGUUACACCCACUUUUAGUUCAAAAUCACGAAACAAGAGCGGCAAUGGCUUCACUAGACCCUCCCCCUGUCACACCAUCGAAGGUGACUCUGACCAACUGGGUACGCCUGAACAACGCCCCUCUCCUCCUACCGAGAGCAUCAGCCGUCCAAUGGAAUGACUACGUCUUCGUGCUAGCUAGUGACAGUACAGCACUGCUCUAUCAUGCUAAACACGGGAUGUGGUCCAUGCUACCAAAAUGUCCGAUCGAGCAACUCGAUGGUGCUCCACCAAUAACAGUGCACAAAGGAAAGGUUGUCACACUUUUUUGCUGAACCCCAGUGAACCCUAUUCAGUUAGGAGAUAUGCUUGCUACAAAUGUUGAGAGCACUGCAUCUUUCAUAUACAUCUGGGCGAGUUCUAACCAGGACCUCAGCUGGAGAAACACUAUAGCUAGCCAUAGAGACCUUGAGCAACGUACAGAGCUAGCUAAACAGUCAGUUACAAGCGUUCUACAAGCCUAGAGUUUGUCGUGGCAAGGUCGCGAUAAACUGCCAGCUAAGCAAACGUCAUCACAACGGAAUUUAAUUAAAAAAAGUGUCGUACCUCCUCUAGACCAGCAUUAUAGAGAAAUGCACAGUCAACUAAACUAAGAACAAAACAUACAACUAGCUAGUGUUUAAAUUUGUAGCAAAGAUUAUAUAUUGUGGGAUUGCCAUAUAUAGUCACAUUUAUUUUCUUUCAAUCACGUGAUGCGAACCCAAGAGCUACAGCAAAAAAAAGGCAGGUGGAUACAAUGACAAUAAAGAGAUUGCAUGUACUGUAACAUGUGCACACAUUAAGUGCAGUAAACUGAAACAAAACAAACAUUACGCAAUAAUUAUUACACAACUAUAAAUAAAAAUAACUGAUUUUAUUGCCAUUUAUGACUAACAGCUAUCUCAAUCAUGUGAUACAUACAUAACAUGGUAUAUAUAAUUAGCAUGUGAGUAACUUUUAAAGCUCUACAACAAGAACAAUAAGAAUGGCCACUUUCUACUUCGGCUCAAAAACGAUAGAACUGACCAACUGGGUACGCCUGAACAACGCCCCCCUCCUCCUACCGAGAGCAUCAGCCGUCCAAUGGAAUGACUACAUCUUCGUGCUAGCUAGUGAUGGCACAGCACUGCUCUAUCAUACUACAAAUGACAUGUGGUCUGUUCUAAUAAGCUGCAACGAAACACUACCACCAGAAGGUCCCCCACCACUAGCCCUGUACAAAGGUGAAGUCCUAACAGCAUCCAUCAAUGGGACGGUGCUGCGUUAUAGUAAACGUGGAAGUCAGUGGAAUGAGUGUCCGGAGCUUAAAAUCCAUUUAUAUUACAGGAACACUUACUCUAUUGCAAUGAUGAGUGAUAGAAGCAACUUGUAUGUUAUCAUGUACUGCGGUAGCCAACCCAAACCAAGAGGUUUAUUAUUCAGCUUUCAGGAAUCUUGCCACGUCUUUAGCUACAGCUCUGGCCAUAGUUGGGAACAGAUCGGUCACAUUCGAGAUUCACAUAAUGGUUCCCUUGAAUCAGCAGCACUGGCUGGCUCUUCCUUAUACAUUCAAUAUGGGGGGAAGAUGUACAAACUAGCAAUCAAAGGCUUGAAAACUACCAAGCUAGUAUCACCAGCAAAGAAGCAAAAAACAGAGCGAAUGACAACACCAAAAAUACCUCCUCAAAGAGGAUCCACUCUCCACGCCAUUUACGACGAGCUAUUCUCUUUCGGAGGGCGGGACAAAGACAACCAACCAACAUCUGACGUGUUACGAUAUAACACCGACACUGACACCUGGGAGAGUGCCGGCUACAUGAGGAGCUGUAGAUACAAUGUUGCUGUGGCAAACAUUGAGAUUGGUAUGAAGAAAGAAGUUUUCGUACUUGGAGGAAGCUUUGGGAGCAAGAGCUUACAUACACCGCUCAAGGUACAUACACCGACAACAUCAAGCACGACAUCAUCGAACGAUGAUUGGGAAUGUUCCACCUCGAUGAUGGAGACGUGUGCAGUAGUACAAAGUUACUGAUUUACUGUAUACAGUAUAUGUAGUUGUUAUUGAUGUUUAAGAUAGAGACAUAUUGCACAGCUUUUGCAAACAGAUCAAGAUAGUUUUGUAACAAUAUACAAUUCUCGAUAAAA
Messenger RNA from Halichondria panicea, 3472 nucleotides. RefSeq lists its product as uncharacterized. Lineage: Eukaryota; Metazoa; Porifera; Demospongiae; Suberitida; Halichondriidae. The transcript is spliced from 4 exons. Gene Ontology annotation, molecular function: protein binding. The coding region runs from base 2337 to 3359 and encodes 340 amino acids. The record is from RefSeq and is a predicted model, not a curated record.